GGAGGACCAGGAAACAUUCAGUAAUGGAGAUAUUUCUCCAGGAUACAGGCAUAAAUCAGACUCAUCGGAGUCCACCUGUGUAUACAUGAAGAGUGAAAUGUCUAUGGAUGGGCCAUUAGAAUUUAAGGGAAGACACAAAUCAACUGAUCUGAGACAAAUCCACAGAGAUAAAUCCAACUCCUCAGAGUCCAGCUGUGUGUCCAUGAAGGAUAAAAAAUAUUUGGACAGUCCAGUAAGAUUUAAAGGAAGAGACACAUCAACUGAUCUGCGGUAUAAUAUUCUCAAUUUCAAAUCAAAUCUGCUGAAAAAGUUUCAGUGUCUGUAUGAAGGAACAGCAGAGCAAGGAAACCCAACACUUCUGAAUGAGAUCUACACAGAGCUCUACAUCACAGAGAGUGAAAGAAGAGAGACAAGUAAUGAGCAUGAGGUGAGACAGAUUGAGAAACAAUCCAGAAGAGAAGCAACAGAGGACACACCAAUCAAAUGCAAUGACAUCUUUAGAGCUUUACCUGGACAAGAAAAACCCAUCAGAACUGUGCUGACAAAGGGAGUCGCUGGCAUUGGAAAAACAGUCUCUGUGCAGAAGAACAUUGUGGACUGGGCUGAAGGGAAAGAGAAUCAGGACGUCCAGCUCAUAUUUCCACUUCCUUUCAGAGAAAUCAACUUGAUGAAGGAAAAAACACUCAGUCUUUCAGAUCUGCUUCAUGACUUUUUCCCUGAAUCCAAAGAAAUGGAAAUAUCUAGUGAUGAAUAUAAAGUGUUGUUCAUCUUUGAUGGCCUGGAUGAGUGUCGUCUGUCUCUGGAUUUUCAGAGUGAUGUGAGGUUGUGUGAUGUAACUGAAUCAGCCUCAGUGAAUGUGCUUAUAACAAACCUUAUUGUGGGGAAUCUGUUUCCCUCUGCUCUCAUCUGGAUCACCUCCAGACCAGCAGCAGCUGAUCUCGUCCCCUCUGAGUGUGUCCAUCGAGUGACAGAGGUACGAGGCUUCAAUGAUCCACAGAAGGAGGAAUACUUCAGGAAGAGAGUCAGUGAUCAGAGUCUGGCCGAUAGGAUCAUCUCACACCUGAAGUCAUCAAGGAGCCUCUUCAUCAUGUGCCACAUCCCAGUGUUCUGCUGGAUCUCAGCCGCUGUUCUGGAGAAGAUGUUGAGUCGAGCAGAGAGUGGAGAGAUUCCCAAGACUCUCACUCAGAUGUACACACACUUCCUGAUCCUUCAGACCAACAUCAAACAUGAGAAGGACUAUGAGAAGACAGUCAAAGAUGAAGAUAUGAUCCUCAAACUGGGGAAACUGGCUUUCCAGCAGCUUGUGAAAGGCAACCUGAUCUUCUAUGAGGAAGACUUGAGAGAGUGUGGCAUUGAAGAGACAGAAGCAGCAGUGUACUCAGGAUUGUGCACUCAAAUCUUCAGAGAGGAGUUUGGCUUGAACCAGGGGAAAGUCUUCUGCUUUGUUCAUCUGAGCAUCCAGGAACAUCUAGCAGCUCUAUAUGCACAUCACUCCUUUACAGACAAGAACAGAAAUGUGUUUGACCAAACCAAACAAAGUGUCUUCUCUACAUUUUUAAGAUGGAUGAGUUCAUUAUCCAGCCUGCAUCAGAGAGCAGUAGAUAAGGCAUUACAGAGUAAGAAUGGACAUCUGGACCUUUUCUUGCGUUUUCUUCUGGGUCUCUCAUUGGAGUCCAAUCAGACUCUCUUACGAGAACUACUGACACAGACAGGAAGCUGCUCUUACAACAAAGAGGAAACAGUUAAGUACAUCAAGCAGAAGAUCAAGAGGAAUCGCUCUCCAGAGAGAUCCAUCAAUCUGUUUCACUGUCUGAAUGAACUGGGUGAUGAUUCACUGAUUCAGAAGAUCCAAGAUUAUCUGAAAUCUGGAAAAAUAAAAGAAACCAAACUCUCAUCUUCACAGUGGUCAGCUCUGGUUUAUGUGUUGCUGACAUCAGAGCAGAAGAAGGAUGAGUUUAAUCUGAAACAGUUUAUUGGAGUCCAAAAUACAGCAGAUGAAGUUCUUCAGAAGCUUCUGCCUUUGGUCAAAGUAUCCAGAUCAGUUCAUUUGAGGGAUUGUGGUGUCACAGAUGAAGGUUUUAUUCCUCUGGCUUCAGCUCUGAGAUCAAACCCUGAACACCUGAAAGAACUGGAUCUGUCUGGAAAUAAUCUAGGAGCAUCAGGAGGGAAUAUGCUUUCUGAUCUACUGAAUGAUCCUGACUGUAAACUGGAAAAACUUAAGUUGAGGGACUGUGGUGUGACGUAUAAAGGUUGUGCUGCUCUGACUUCAGCUCUGAGAUCAAACCCCUCACACCUGACAGAACUGGAUCUGUCUGGAAAUAAACUAAGAUCAUCAACGAUGAAUCUGCUCUCUGAUCUGCUGAAGGAUCUUCAUUGUAAAUUGAAAAUACUGUGGUUGGGUAAGUGUGGUGUCACAUAUGAAGGUUGUGCUGCUCUGGCUUCAGCUCUGAGAUCAAACCCUUCACACCUGACAGAACUGUAUCUGACUGGAAAUAAACUAAGAGUCUCAGAUGUGAAGCUGCUCUCUGAUAUGAAAGAUGACCCAAAUUAUGGACUUCAGAUUCUUCUGUUUUAGAUGUUCGUCUGAUCUUCUCUGGAUCAGCUGAUGGUGAAUAAAGAGACACUACAGACAGACAUCAUUCAACAGAAUCAACAGACACAACCCAUAGUGAUCAUCACACACGUGUUUGUGUAACUUUCC
This is a messenger RNA of Carassius carassius (crucian carp), 2701 nucleotides long. RefSeq names its product NLR family CARD domain-containing protein 3-like. Gene Ontology annotation, molecular function: protein binding. The record is from RefSeq and is a predicted model, not a curated record. Lineage: Eukaryota; Metazoa; Chordata; Actinopteri; Cypriniformes; Cyprinidae. The transcript is spliced from 8 exons. Bases 86 to 2575 code for a protein of 829 amino acids.